GAUGGGAGGGUUUUCUAGGUCAUUUUUCAAUUGCCGAGGUACCAGUUAAGCCAAGCUCAAUUGUACCCACCCAGCCAGAAGGGAAGAUUUAGAAGAGAGAGAGAGAGAGAGAGAGAGAGAGAGUUUUUCUCCCAACAGUGUGUUGCCAUGAAAUCAGUUGGCCAGGGAUGGAUUUCCCUCCAAAUCAACCCACUUCAAAUGUCCCACCACAACUCUCUCCCACACAUCACUUAUCACAACCACCUCACUUUCUCCUUCAAACCCAUCAUCAGUAUCCCCUCCAAACCAUUCUCAGUCUCAGUCAAAUGCCAGGAGCAAACCCACCACAUCCUCAAUCCCCAACCCAACGAGACCCAAGACGAUGGCAUACCCAUCGACCUCGUCAAAACCCUCGUCAAAUUCAAGUCCCGGCACAACUACAUCCGUGUCCUCCAAGUCUCCCGCACCGCCGACCACCCCUUCGCCGGCUCACGACUCCUCCUCCUCGAUUCCCCUGGCAACAUCCACAGCAUCUCCUUCCUCCUCAAAUCCCUCACCUCCACCUACUUCGACGUCUUCGCCACACUCCCCCCAAUCUUGCCUCCCGGACCCCUCGGCAUCCUAGGCUUCGGAGCCGGUUCAGCUGCCCGCCUCAUCCUCGAUCUUUACCCCAACAACGGUGUCAUUCACGGGUGGGAGCUUGACCCGGCUGUGAUUUCAGUCGGGAGGGAGUAUUUCGGCCUCUCCAGGCUUGAGAAACAACACCCAGAUCGGCUUUACAUAUACAUCGGGAAUGCGCUGAAUGCGGAGAUCAAAGACGGGUUUUCGGGGGUGUUGGUGGAUUUGUUUAGCAAGGGUUGUUUGAUUCCGGAGCUGCAGGAGCCGAGGACGUGGGAGAGGAUGAAGAGGAGGUUGAGGAGAGGUGGGAGGAUUAUGGUGAAUGUGGGGGGGAGAUGCGUGGAGGCAGAGGAUUCGAGGAGAGAUGGGAAUGUGGUAAUGAAAGAGACAUUGAGGGCAAUGCAUGAGGUUUUUCCAGGUGAGCUUUCAGUGUUGAGUCUUGGGAAUAGGGAAGACGAUAGCUCCAUUGCUCUUACUGGUGAAUUGCCAGAUGCUGAUACGUGGAAGAAGGCUCUCCCAAAACCUUUGAGGUUUUAUGCUGAUUUCUGGACACCCUUCAAUGGAUCAUAGGAUUGCUUUUUUUUUUUGGUUAAUCAUCUUCUGGUGAUUGUGUUUUGUACAACUUGGUAAACCUAUUGAUUUUGAAAAUAUACACAAAAGAAAUCAGACAAAUAAAUGUGUUGAUGAUGCA
This is a messenger RNA of Camellia sinensis, 1288 nucleotides long. Its product is annotated as S-adenosyl-L-methionine-dependent methyltransferases superfamily protein. The record is from RefSeq and is a predicted model, not a curated record. Lineage: Eukaryota; Viridiplantae; Streptophyta; Magnoliopsida; Ericales; Theaceae.